Molecule: messenger RNA, 475 nt
Organism: Linderina pennispora
Lineage: Eukaryota; Fungi; Kickxellomycota; Kickxellomycetes; Kickxellales; Kickxellaceae
Exons: 1
Coding region: 134-379 (81 amino acids)
Source: RefSeq, a predicted model, not a curated record
UCACUGAGGAUGACCCUAACCCCAGCCCAAGCCGCGGGUCUGAGGAGCUUCGUGAAGCCCGCCGUCGCUCCCGCCGCCAGCUCCUCGACGACAAUUAACCAACCCUGGUCUGCAUGUUCCUGCUAAAUACACUAUGGCUAGUCCUACACGACCCACGCAGCAUGUCCGCAGCACAAUCUAUCCUGCAUGGCUAUGUGCUUUGGAAUGUUCUGUGUUCUCCGAGCAGAUUCUUUUUUGGUAUAUUAUCAUACCUAAUCAUGACAUUUCUAGAAACAUUACCUUAUACACAUCUCUUUGGUCACAAGCAGUUGCCAGCCUCCGCGUAUCCUGGCUGAUUCUUGGACAAGAGGGAGCGACGCUAAUGGACGCUAUGCAUUGAUUUUUUUUGCGCUGCCGUGUCCUACUGGUUGGUGCUUGCUGCAGUUGCUGGUCUCUGCCCGGUGCUGUUCGCUGCUGGAUCGACCGCAAACAGUGG